GAAAUUGAAAAUCAACACUCUCCCGAGUUGGUUAUCAGCAGAGGGGGACCGUUGCACAAUCCUUGUUGCUGAGCCCCUUUCCUGCUAGUUGAAUGACCAGUUGGGCAAACGCAUCGGCGGCUAAAAGCAGCGGGCUCCUGUCUCGCGCUUUGCGCCACAAUUAAACGCAGACUGAGGUGUGACUUGACAGUGCAGUGGCAGCUACAUGCUCACAGUGAGGCUUGAGGAAGCGACCCAGAUCUAGCUGGUGGACAGGUGCACCCUCGUGGUCUAUUGUUCUGAGGUUGCUGCUCAGGAUCGUCGCCCCUGCAGGCAUAGGAUACAACUUGGACAAGUAAACCUGCAGGAUUUGGAAGUGACCGAAAACAAGAAAUGUCAGCCGGCGAGGCCUUCGUCACCCUGGCCGCCUCCGACUCCUACUGCCAGGGAGCGACGGUGGUGGCCAGGAGCUUGAGACGGCACGGAACAACUCGUCGCUUAGUCGUCAUGGUCACGCCCGACAUCUCUGAGAAGUCCAGAAAAGGCUUGGAGAACGUCUUUGAUGAGGUCAUCACGGUGGAUAUGAAGAACAGUGAAGACCAGGUCCAUCUGGCCCUGCUGGGACGUCCUGAGCUUGGCAUCACCUUCACCAAGAUCCACUGCUGGAAUCUGACUCAGUACAGCAAAUGUGUCUUCCUGGAUGCCGAUACACUGGUCCUGUGCAACGUAGACGAGUUGUUCCAACGGGACGAGCUGUCAGCUGCUCCUGACCCCGGCUGGCCCGACUGCUUUAACUCCGGCGUAUUUGUCUUCAGACCAUCCAGCAUCACCUACAGCAGGCUCCUGGAUCAUGCCCUGCACCACGGCAGCUUUGACGGAGGAGAUCAGGGCCUCUUAAACUCAUUCUUCAGCAGUUGGAGUGUAGACGACAUCAGCAAACACCUGCCGUUCAUCUACAACCUGUGUGCCAGCUCUGUGUACAGCUAUCUCCCUGCUUUCCAACAGUUCGGCCACCAUGCAAAGAUAGUCCACUUUGCAGGAGCUGCGAAGCCUUGGAGCUCACAGAGAGAGGACUGCCACUCGCAUGUUAUGGAACAGUUUGAGUCUUUGUGGUGGAAGGAAUACCACAGUCGCACAACACCAUCCUUUGCAGACACUCAGCCCACUCCAAGUAGAACGGAACAGCAGAUCCAAGAACACGAGGUCAGGAUGCCAUUCACGGGAAAAUUGGAUAGCUCACUGCUUGCACAUUUUCCUUCAUCCUCUGACAGCCUCCACUCGUACACUGAAGAGAUAACGUCUCCCCAUACAGAUUGCUCUCCCCCGGAGGAGUCGCCAGUUCAGGAGGAUGAGUCCCCGCCAUCAGAGACAACGGACGUUAAUGAUCCACCUUCAGGAGCUGAAGGGUUGGAGGACAGUAAAGGCACCACAGAUACUAAGGCUCAGCUGUCUCCCCAUACAGAUAGUGUUCCCCUGGAGGAGUCACCAGUCCUGGAGGAAGAAUCCCCGCCACAUGAGACAACGGACGUUAAUGAUCUACCUUCAGGAGCUGAAGGGUUGGAGGACAGUAAAGGUGCCGCGGAUACUGAGGUUCAGCCGUGGGAAGACAGAGGGGCGGAGCAUCGCAGGAUGUGGGAGGCUGGACAGGUGGACUACCUCGGCAGAGAUGCUUUCCAGAACAUCCAGAAGAUGCUGGACCGCUUCCUGAAUCCACCGAGCGAGACCUCGCCGCCUUGAACUGAUGCGUCGCCCAGUUCUGUGCGCGUCACAUUGACAAGGCUUGGGUUCGGGGUCAUGCAUCAUUACUGAUAAGAAAAGAGCCUUGCUAAACUAUUUACACCCACUGAACGUAACUAUAUUUUACCCAGUUGCAAAAAACAAAAACAAAAAAAGUUGUUUUCAUUGGGAUUUUAUGGCCUAGAGCAAAGUCGUAUGGAAUUGUAAAGAGGAUGGAAAUAAUUUGUGAUUCCACAGUUCACAAAUACUAUAUGUGUGACUAAUGGCGGCCGAAUACAAAGGCAUGCCACGCUUUGAUUUCAAUUCCCUUCAUAAUUUUUCUCCCGCUUCACAAUGAUGGAUUAAUAUUAAUAAAUAAAAUAAUAUAAAAUCUCAAUGAAACACAACAAGGUGUUCAGUUUCAAAGGGGUUGAAAAGGGAAAGAGUUCAAAUUCACUGUAGUGAAAAAAAAAAAACAAACACAUCUUGAUUUUAGCCCCCAGUCUGACGCUUAUGUUGAUAACAGAUCAUGCAUUCUUAGAGAAGCGCAGAGGUUUCAAGCCAAAUAGAAGCUUAAAUUGUGCAAACAUUGUACGUUUUUGUAGUAUCUUGUCAUUCAAAGCACUGAAGCGUCUUUCACCCUGUAUGCCUGUGACUUUACACGUAUGAACGCUGUGACUCGUAUUUAAACUUUGUGAUACGUCUUACAAAGGUUUGUGUUCUGGUAUCAAUUAAAGCUCUCUAACUAAACU
Molecule: messenger RNA, 2447 nt
Organism: Fundulus heteroclitus (mummichog)
Lineage: Eukaryota; Metazoa; Chordata; Actinopteri; Cyprinodontiformes; Fundulidae
Gene: gyg2
Product: glycogenin 2
Exons: 10
Coding region: 373-1716 (447 amino acids)
Cellular component (GO): cytoplasm
Molecular function (GO): glycosyltransferase activity
Source: RefSeq, a predicted model, not a curated record